Molecule: messenger RNA, 1675 nt
Organism: Hyla sarda
Lineage: Eukaryota; Metazoa; Chordata; Amphibia; Anura; Hylidae
Gene: SERINC3
Product: serine incorporator 3
Exons: 10
Coding region: 143-1564 (473 amino acids)
Cellular component (GO): membrane
Source: RefSeq, a predicted model, not a curated record
CAGAUGAGAUGACGUCAUUACGCAGAGAAGCGCAGUGUCUAGGAAGGAAGGCAGGAAGGAGAGAUAGAGACAGCCGGAGACGGGCGGUGCUGUGUUCGUGUUGACAAAGGUCUUGUGGUCGUCUGGAGGAGCUGCUACCACCAUGGGGGGAGUCCUGGGGAUCUGCUCUGUCGCCAGUUGGAUUCCGUGCCUGUGCAGCAGUGCCACAUGUAUACUAUGCCGCUGCUGCCCCAACUCUGGCAAUUCCACCGUGACUCGCCUUAUCUAUGCAUUUAUCAUGUUUCUGGGGACGCUGCUUUCCAUUGUAAUGCUGUCUCCAGGAAUAUCGGACCAGCUAAAGAAAAUUCCAGGGUUUUGUGAAGGAGGGUUUGGCACGGAGCUUCCACAUGUGGACGGAUACGUGAACUGUAAUGUGCUGGUUGGAUACAAGGCCGUCUAUCGUGUCGGCUUUGCCAUGUCCAUGUUCUUCCUGGUCUUUUCCUUGCUGAUGAUUGGAGUCAAGUCUAGCAGAGAUGCCCGGGCUGCUGUGCACAAUGGGUUUUGGUUCUUCAAGAUAUUGGCCAUUGUCGGUAUUAUGGUUGGAGCUUUCUACAUUCCAGAGGGACCUUUCACUAGAGCAUGGUUCUGGGUUGGUAUAUUUGGUGCCGGCAGCUUCAUAGUCAUCCAGUUGGUUCUGCUCAUUGACUUUGCUCAUUCAGUAAAUGAGUCCUGGGUGGAGAAAAUGGAGGAAGGGAACUCGAAAUGCUGGUAUGCAGUGCUGCUGACUGUGACCGCCCUGCUGUACAUCCUGUCUCUCAUCGGCAUCGGCCUCUUUUACGUCUUCUACACCAUUCCCGGCGGCUGCACAGAGAACAAGUUCUUCAUCAGUUUCAACAUGAUCCUGUGUAUCAUAGUGUCCAUCGUGUCUAUUCUUCCCAGAGUACAGGAAUAUCAGCCACGCUCUGGACUCCUCCAGUCCUCCAUAAUUACUCUGUAUACCAUGUACCUGACCUGGUCCGCUAUGUCCAAUGAGCCAGACCGUACUUGUAACCCAAGCUUGAUAAGCAUCUUGAACAAAAUUACUGCCCCAACAAUAAGUCCUGGCAAUGCAUCAACACUGCCACAGCUAUCCACUCCUGAGCCCCCCAAAUCUUUACAAUGGUGGGACACUCAGAGCAUCAUUGGCCUUGUCAUGUUUGUGCUGUGUCUCCUUUAUUCAAGUAUUCGCAACUCCUCCAGCAGCCAAGUGAGGAAGUUGACUCUUUCUGGCCAGGACACCGCUAUACUGGAUGACACCAGUGGGAAUGGCGGAGAUGUUGAGGAUGGCGAGGUUCGCCGUGUUAUGGAUAAUGAGAAGGAUGGGGUCCAGUACAAUUAUUCCUUCUUCCAUUUCAUGCUGUGCCUUGCUUCCCUCUAUGUCAUGGUGACCCUCACCAACUGGUAUAGCCCGGAUGCGGACUUGAACACCAUUACAAGCAAGUGGCCAGCUGUCUGGGUGAAGAUGGCUUCCAGCUGGUUCUGUCUGUUAGUCUAUACCUGGACCCUCAUAGCUCCCUGUGCCCUUCCCAACAGAGACUUCAGCUAGAUGCCUCUGAUUCCUGCCUUUUUGGUAAUAGCUCUAAUUCCUUAAAGGGGUACUUCGGUGAAAACCUAUUUUCUUUUAAAUCAACUGGUGGCAAAAAGUUUAACAUAUUUG